Saccostrea cuccullata (small rock oyster) is the source of this 1488-nucleotide messenger RNA. Its product is annotated as pyrin-like. Gene Ontology annotation, molecular function: zinc ion binding; ubiquitin protein ligase activity. The transcript has 2 exons. The coding region runs from base 1 to 1488 and encodes 495 amino acids. Gene Ontology annotation, biological process: protein polyubiquitination; proteasome-mediated ubiquitin-dependent protein catabolic process. The record is from RefSeq and is a predicted model, not a curated record. Lineage: Eukaryota; Metazoa; Mollusca; Bivalvia; Ostreida; Ostreidae.
AUGGACCCCAAACUUUGUGCCCAGGACAUCCUUAGAUGUGACCUCUGUGAAGAUAGAGUUGUACAAAUGUACUGUAACUUAUGUCCUAUGAAUCUCUGUAUGGCAUGUGUUGGAAGGCAUGUCUUUGAUGUCUCUAAAAAGCAUGAUAUGGUUCCUUUUGAUUUAAGAAAAUCGAAACUUGUGUACCCUCAGUGUAUAACCCAUUCUGAAGAGAACUGUGAAAUGCAUUGUGAAGAUUGCAAUACUCCAGUGUGUCCUAAAUGUGUUAUUUCUGAGAAACAUAAGCGACACCGUUUCAAAAGUCUACAGGACUUAGUUAACUCCAAGAAAGAAAACAUUGAAAAGGAAAGAAAAAGACUGAAAGAAACGGUUUACUCAACAUUUGAAGAAAUUGUUACCGACAUAGAAACCAAGCUGGCUGAAAUAGACGGAAAAUACGAGAAACUUAUAUCAGAGGUCACAAACCAUGGUGAAGAAUGGCACAGAGAAAUGGACAAAGUUAUAGUAAUAAACAAGGAAGAAAUCAACGAGAAGAGAAACCAACACAGAGAUGCCCUAAAUAAACAUCUCCAAGAUAUAAAGAAACUUGUGGCUGAUGUUAAACAGUCUAUAUCAGAAACUGAAGACAUUUUACAAUCCAAAGAAGUCACCAGAUCACUAUCUUAUGAGAUAAAAUCAGAAAAAUUCACCAAACUACCAUCCAAACUGAUCGUUAAAUUUCCUGUGUUUACUGGAAAUAAUAAUCAACUGAAAUAUUCUCAACUGUUUUGUUCAAUAACACCAUUAUCCAUUACAAAAGAAGAACACGGCUACAGAAUGAAGACACCAGAAGCUGUAUCCUGUCCUCCAGUCAAACCACUGCUUGAUGAAUCAGAGCUCAUCUCCACAAUAGACACUGGGUUUAAAGGUCUAUACAGUGUUACCUGUCUCAGUGAUGAAGAAAUCUGGACACAUGAAGGAAACAAAAUCAUGAAACUCCACAACCUCCAGGGUAAACUACUGAAGUCAAUCCAAACCAAGUCUGGAAAGAUGCCACGUGACAUAGCAGUGACAAGGAGUGGAGAUCUAGUUUAUACUAGCCCUGAUACAAGAACUGUAAACAUAGUGAAGAAUGACCAGAUACAGGAAGUGAUCAGACUACAGGGUGAGAACAGGAACCUGGAUAUCUGUGUGGCUGACAAUGGAGCCCGUGCUGUAGUGGUGGUUAAUAAGGCAGGAAAACUCCGAUUUAGAUACACUGGUCAACUCUCUACUACCAAGAGAUAUUUAUUUAAUCCAUACGGCAUCACAACAGACAGCCAGAGUCAGAUCUUGACAUCAGACUUCAUUAAAAACUUUAUCCACAUCCUAGAUCAGGACGGACAGUUCCUCUGUUACAUUGAUAACUGUGGUCUACAGCAUCCAUAUGGUUUAUGUGUAGACAACAGAGACAACCACUUUGUGGCUGAGUGUUCCAAGGGUAAAGUGAAGAAAAUCAAAUACAUGUAA